Molecule: messenger RNA, 1560 nt
Organism: Sardina pilchardus (European sardine)
Lineage: Eukaryota; Metazoa; Chordata; Actinopteri; Clupeiformes; Clupeidae
Gene: golt1a
Product: golgi transport 1A
Exons: 4
Coding region: 869-1333 (154 amino acids)
Biological process (GO): endoplasmic reticulum to Golgi vesicle-mediated transport; retrograde transport, endosome to Golgi
Cellular component (GO): membrane; endoplasmic reticulum
Source: RefSeq, a predicted model, not a curated record
AUUUGGGGGAAAUGAUGAAACUCAACAGGUGUCCACUGUUUGUAGCAUAAUGAGGCCAAGAUGGACAGGGACACAAUUAGUAUAUUGGUCUGUGUACAUAUUUAUUAUCUAGGCUGUGUCUGUAAAAAAAAAAUACACAUUGAUACUUUUGGGAAAACAGAAAUUGCUUGAUCUAUGCAAACAUGAAUAAACAUGAUAAAUAUGCUUGCUUUAGAAAUACCCUCAUGCAAUAAAGUGAAUGUAUACAAAACAUUUGAAUGGUUUAUUUGGAGAAGAAUCAUUCAUCUAUUGAGGUAUGGCUGGAAUCAGUGUAGUGUUAAACACAGUGAGUGGUUAGACAUCUACAGUACAUGCAUGGAUAAUACAAUCACAAAAAGGAUCCACAUCUCUCCUCAAUGAGGCCUAUUUUGAUCUUAGGUCAUUAGCUCAAAUGACACAAUGCCCCUCUGUCCUGAUGUUUUAUAAUCUGUUCUGUGGCUACACUGAUAUAAACUAUAUUAACUAUAUUAGCUACCCUCAAAUUUCCCUCUGGAUGAAUAAAGUAUCUAUCUAUCUGUCUAUAUUUGAGUUCCGUUGUCAUGAUAUUCAUGGUUUAACAAAUUAGGUUUUGUCAGCUUUGGAUGACAACACUUGGAGGAAGACGGAUGCACUUUAGCCUAAUGGAGCUGAUGACAUAGUCCUGUAAUCUGUUGGAGCCGUCAAGGAGCAAAAGAGCAUUGUAUGCGCGGGCCUCUCAUUUAGUUAAUGAUCACCGUCAAGCGGGGCUGGGAGAGUUCAAAGGUCAAAUCUUAAAGGCUGAAUCAGACACAUCAUAUGCAGCCUGAGGAGAAAGAGAGAGCUACAGCCGAGUAAGUUAUUGGAAAACACCAUGGUCACGAUCACAGAGUUUCAGAAGAUCGGCGUGGGCCUGACAGGCUUUGGAGUGUUCUUUCUGCUCUUCGGCGUGCUACUGUACUUUGACUCCGUCCUGCUGGCAUUUGGAAAUGUGCUGUUUCUGUCUGGCUUAUCCUUCAUCAUUGGCCUGAGAAGGACAGCACAGUUCUUCUUCCAGAGGCACAAGCUGAAGGCUUCCUCCUUCUUCCUGGGUGGUGUGGCUCUGGUGCUCCUGCGCUGGCCAAUCAUUGGCAUGGCAGUGGAGAGUUACGGCUUUGUGCUGCUCUUCAAGUCAUUUUUCCCUAUGGCGUUUGGAUUUUUGGGAUCACUGAUGAAUAUCCCAUACCUCAGCUCGGUAAGGCCGCUGGUUUCUUUGGCACUGUGGCGCUUUGUGGUGGGAGUAACAGAGGAGGAUAAGCAUGCAUUUGGGUCACCUGCGCUCAGUUAUGUCUGUAAUUAAUAAAUCCUCCAGAGCAAAGCAUCUUAUAACUACAUUUCUAUGGCUACAUCUUAUACACUUUACUUUGCUAUUGUAGACAUAUCAUUGGUUCAACUCAUUGUUAUCGAAGAUUGCUCAAUUAUUAUUUCUUUUUUUUUCUCAAUACUUACAUGUUGACAAAUGUCAAGUUUCUCCAUAUGACAUCGGCUGAUUUCAGUCUGCCUUAUGUGAGAUACGAUGAAGGCUGU